ACAAUCGCCCGCAGCCGGUUCAGUAGUCGAGCAAACAUCAAGACGCAACCAUACUCCACCUAGCAGUUCUUCCACUCACGUGUUGUAUAUUGUUAAUCGUGAAUGUUCGUUUGGCGAAACGACGCGAAGGAUGGGAAUAUUUCGCGAAUUUCCGAUAGUUUUCAAUCUCUACAAGAAGUACAGUUAGCUUUCAUUUAUUUCCGAAACAAACUUUCCUGGUGAUUAAGAAAUAGACGCCAAAUCCUCCAUUACACUAACAUCAAGGUGAUAUAUUCCGAGUAUAUUCCCUGAGGGAAGAAAGCUUUACGUGAAGACAGAAAAAUAGCAUCGAUCUCUGAUCACAGAUAGGUAUUAAACAUAUUCUCCGAACAUCGUGCUAAAAUGUCACAGACGUCUGAGAUCAUGGAACAGAAAGAUGGCCUAAAGAGGAAACCAACUCUCGUUAGACGAGUGUCCGAUAUGUUUAAGGAUGGAAACUACAGCGGGCCACCGAUGUUAUUCCGACACGCGUCGAUGCAGAAGAUUCGCCAUUGUUGUCAGAAUCUCAAUCUGUUACCAUAUCUUCUCUAUUCUUUCGAUAAUUCCAAGUCGCAUCCUCUAGCGCGCAAAGUGCACGUCUAUCUCAGCCAUUUUCUUCAGGAGAUCACGAUCAGUCUCCUGAUCACGUACGAGAAUUUGCGUCUAUCUGUGCUACAUGAAAUCCGCAUCAAGAAACCAGCCGAAGUGCAAAAAGCAAUUCCAGAAGCGAAUAACGAUUCUACUAAACUUGUCGCAAGGUUCAACAAGUUUAAAAAGCCGAAGCGCAAACACUCAUGCUAUUUAACUGUGGCCGUGUAUUUUGUUCCGUUGCUGCUCGUCUUUCAAAUGACGGCCUUAUGUAGUCUGACGAUUUUUGGCAAGUAUACCCCUGGUUUCAUCUUCCUGGUCACCUCAGUGCUCUUCCUCGGCGGUAUCGCGCUUAAAAUACUGUUACACGGUGCUGUGCUGCACGGCAUCAAGAAUUGUGAGAGAAAAAGAGGGCAGUGAUCUUCCGUCGUUUUCACCGUUGCUUCGUCAUCUAAAGACAAUAGAACAGAGAAGACCGCAUUCGGAGUCCGCAUUUGCGUGUUUCUCAUGUUACACGAUAUCAAAUAUUACCUUCUGUGCAUAACGACAGAACAUUAACAUAUGUUGACGCAUUCGCAUUGGUAAAACUUCGAUAACUUCUUCCAUCUUGACGUAGCUCUUCCUUUUUCACAUAAUUUCCGAUCAUCGGUUUCAUAUAUGUAUUUCAUAUAUUUUUUCUUUUUUAUACUUGUUAAAAUUAAGCUGAAAAUGUAUAGAAUACACUGUAAAGAAGACAUUUUUAUAAACUAUAUAUAAUGUAUAAAUGCAAUAAUGUAUUUUUAAGCGGAAGCACAAUCUUAAUUGUUCUCUCGGAGGACUGUUUGCAUUCUACGACUUGAUGACGCAAGUAUUGCGAGUGUCUUUAUCUGUAAGACUGAGAAUUAUUUUUUAAUAUAUGUUUGUAAAUAAACGUGCGAAUGAUAUAUGUGUAUGUAUAUAAAAAAGAUGGAUUUGUAAAACUAUCUCUCGAUUUGUUGCGACAAGAAGAAACGGAUAGGACCCUGAUGUGGCCAUUGAAAGUUACUCUAAUCUAUAAUGAUGUGGACAAAAGUGAUAUUUCACAGACAAUACCACUUGCAAUAUCACUUAAUUACACAUGAUAAGAGUUAUUUUAUGCGUAUAGAUUCAUGCCUUUAGCAAUCAUAUCGAUAUUGAUUUUUAUGGAAAAUAAAAAAAUCGAUAAUACUUU
This is a messenger RNA of Acromyrmex echinatior (Panamanian leafcutter ant), 1795 nucleotides long. RefSeq lists its product as hypothetical. The record is from RefSeq and is a predicted model, not a curated record. Lineage: Eukaryota; Metazoa; Arthropoda; Insecta; Hymenoptera; Formicidae.